AUGGCGGGGCCGGCGCUGUGUCCCGGGCUCAGCAACUGGUUGGUGCUUCUGCUGCUGCUUCUUUCAGCAGGUGAGACGGUGCUGGAGGUCAGCAAAACACAGGAGCUCUACCCGGAUCCCAAAGGAAGCCUUUGUUCCCGGAUCUGGCAGCAACCACGUUUCGUGGCCAAGAAACGGGGCUCCAUGGUGGAAAUCAUCUGCCACCUGGAGGUCCCGGGCAACGUGAGCUGGCUCCGGAAGCAGGAGACGGACUCGGAGGCCAAGUUAUUUCUCCCCAAAAAGGGCCGCAUCCUCCAGACCUAUAACACCACCGAGGCCACGCUCAUCAUCCAAGACAUCCAAUUUCAGGACAACGGCAUCUAUUUCUGCGAGGAGGAGCGCUUCAAGGAGACCCCGAGGAGAGAGCGCGGCUGUGGCACCGAGCUUCGGGUCAUGGGGUUCAGCACCUUGGCGCAGCUGAAGCGGCGGAACACGCUGAAAGAUGGCAUCAUCAUGAUCCAGACACUGCUCAUCAUCCUCUUCAUCAUCGUGCCCAUCUUCCUGCUGCUGGACAAGGAUGACAGCAAGGCCGGGAUGGAGGAAGAUCACACCUAUGAGGGCCUGGACAUUGACCAGACAGCCACUUACGAGGAUAUAGUGACUCUGCGGACAGGAGAGGUGAAGUGGUCGGUGGGUGAACACCCAGGCCAGGAGUGA
Messenger RNA from Mesoplodon densirostris (Blainville's beaked whale), 696 nucleotides. RefSeq names its product CD79b molecule (gene CD79B). NCBI's taxonomy places the organism in Eukaryota, Metazoa, Chordata, Mammalia, Artiodactyla, Ziphiidae. Gene Ontology annotation, biological process: B cell differentiation; B cell receptor signaling pathway. The record is from RefSeq and is a predicted model, not a curated record. Gene Ontology annotation, molecular function: transmembrane signaling receptor activity. The transcript has 6 exons. Gene Ontology annotation, cellular component: membrane; B cell receptor complex; external side of plasma membrane. Bases 1 to 696 code for a protein of 231 amino acids.